Molecule: messenger RNA, 6312 nt
Organism: Rhineura floridana
Lineage: Eukaryota; Metazoa; Chordata; Lepidosauria; Squamata; Rhineuridae
Gene: HELQ
Product: helicase, POLQ like
Exons: 18
Coding region: 427-3591 (1054 amino acids)
Molecular function (GO): nucleic acid binding; ATP binding
Source: RefSeq, a predicted model, not a curated record
CAUUAGCCUCGGCCAACCUAACGCCGUACCGAUGAUUUGGACUACAACUCCCGUCAGCACCAACAAGCACUGUGGCGCUGGCUAGAGCUGAUGGGAAUUGUAGUCCAAAAAAACCCCGCGUACCAAGGCGAACGAAGGCCGCGUUAACAUUUUGUCCCGCGGUAUAGAAUAAUUACUGUUAAAGGGGAGAGGAGAAGAGUGGGGUUGUUGAUCUCAAGUAAUUCCCUUCCACCCCCUCCUCCUUUCCAGUUGUUGGUACAGUCCUCGUGCGGGCUAAAGGAGAGCUGGACAGCUCCUUUUUGUUGAGGGGGAAGAAGAAGGGGGGUAAUGGAGCCGCGGCUUCCUCUCAGGAGAAACGGGUCUCACAGGUUCUGCGGAACUGGCUGACUUCGGCGGGAAGCCAGGUGUAGGCUAUGCGGCUGCCUCAUGGAGGGCGGCGAGGUCGCUGUGAAGAGGCCACGGGAGCGACGACAAAAAAGGCAACGGCCAGGAGCCGCUUCGGCUGGCAGAAGGAGCAGCCGCGCCCAGACUUGCUCCGGAUCGCCGCCGGAUCGCAAGAAGCUGAGCUCCGGGGAAGUGGAGGAAGAACCGGAGCCUGAGUACGUUGACAGUGAAGAGGAAAUGUUUGGGGACUAUGACAGCUUUUCUGGCAACAACUCUUUGUUAGCUGAAGUACAUAAUAUAGAGCAAAGAUACAUGCAGUCUACUGAUGGUGUCCUGGAUAUUAAAAACUUAGAUUGCAAUACUGCUGUGGAGCCUGUAUGUGGAGGUGUUGAGCUACAAAAUGCCAAGAAUAUGGCUCAGAUACUUUCAGUUGCAAAAACUACUACUGACUCCAGAAACAGAAGAGAGUAUGAUUUUUUGAGAACUAUGAAAGAGCAGCAGGAUAGCAGUGAUGAUAGUAUAGAAAACCUGCCAUCAUCACAACUUUUAUUUCUUAAAAAAUCAGAAGAAUGCUUAGCUCAUCCUCACAAAGCAGUAAAUGUAAAAGAAAGAUCAUUUCACUUGAAUGACAGUCUUGAGAAGAUCUUAGAUAUACCUUAUUGCCAUGAUACAGAAAAUGAUAAAAAAGAUUAUGAACCGCCUACAAGUUCUUUGUCUAAACCAAAUAGGAGAAGUCUCAAAGAUCAUCUCAAAAGCUCAAUGACUGGGAAUGCCAGAGCUCCAACUUCCCUGGUGUUUAAAAAUAAACAACUCAAAGAAGCUGUUCUAUCUGAAGAGAUUGGUGUUGCUGAGAAAACUAGCUCUGCUUCCUUUGUUGAUAUUGGUCCUUUUUAUGGCUUGCCCACCAAAGUCAAGGAGCUGCUAAUACAGUUCAGAGGAAUUGAAAAGCUUUAUGAUUGGCAGCACACUUGUUUAACAUUAGAAUCAUUGCAACAGAGAAAGAAUUUAAUAUACUCUUUGCCAACCAGUGGUGGAAAAACGCUUGUAGCUGAAAUUUUAAUUCUUCGAGAAUUACUCUGCAAACAAAUGGAUGUUUUAAUGAUCUUGCCUUAUGUGGCUAUAGUCCAGGAGAAGGUUGGUGGUUUGUCAGGUUUUGGAAUGGAACUAGGUUUUCUGGUUGAAGAAUAUGCUGGAAGUAAAGGAAGGAUUCCUCCAGUCAAAAGAAGAUUAAAGAAAUCCCUGUACAUUGCUACUAUUGAGAGAGGGCACAGCCUGGUGAAUUCCUUUAUUGAAACAGGACGAAUCAGUGACCUGGGCCUUGUUGUAGUUGAUGAGUUGCACAUGCUUGGAGAAGGAAGUCGUGGGGCUAUUCUAGAAAUGACUCUCGCAAAGAUUCUCUAUACAAGCAAAACCACUCAGAUUAUUGGAAUGAGUGCAACUUUAAACAAUGUUGGAGACCUGCAGCAGUUCCUGAAAGCAGAGUACUACACCAGUAAUUUCAGACCAGUGGAACUGAAAGAAUAUGUUAAAAUACGAGACAGCAUCUGUGAAGUUGAUAGCAAAGCUGAAAAUGGAUUUACAUUUUCACGUCUCCUUGAUUUCAAGUAUUCUGCUGGUCUGCAGAAGACAGACCCUGACCAUCUUAUUGCAUUGGUCACAGAAGUUAUUCCGAAGUACUCCUGCCUUGUCUUCUGUCCCACUAAAAAGAACUGUGAAAAUGUAGCAGAAAUGAUAUGCAAGCACUUGAACAGAGACUGUAAAAAGCUCAAGGAGAAAGAAAAACAUGAUGUUAUUGCAGUUUUGGCAAACAUCUGUAAUGGAAGACUUUGUCCAGUAUUGAAGCGAACUAUUCCCUAUGGAAUUGCGUAUCACCAUAGUGGCCUUACCAGUGAUGAAAGAAAAUGGAUAGAAGAAGCUUACUCUUCGGGCAUCCUCUGUCUCCUUACCUGCACAUCUACCCUUGCUGCUGGAGUUAACUUGCCAGCCAGAAGGGUUAUUUUAAGAGCUCCAUAUGUUGCAACAGAAUUCAUGAAGAAAAACCAGUAUAAGCAGAUGAUUGGCAGAGCUGGUCGUGCUGGUAUUGACAAAGCCGGUGAAAGCAUUCUUAUCAUGCAAGAGAAAGACAAGGAUCUAGUCAAAAACUUGGUAUACAGUCCUCCAGAAAGCUGUUACAGCAAUCUCCUGUUGGAGUUCAACAAGGGUAUCCGGAGCUUACUCUUAUCAUUGAUUGGAUUAAAGAUAGCAACCAAUCCUGAAGAGGUUUACCAGUUCAUGCGUAUAACCUUGCUUAGUGUCCAACCACAGCUUCUGCCUAAAGAAAAGAGCCUGUGGGAUGUAACUUUGGAAGUGCUGCAGUGGUUGAAAGAAAAUGGACUCCUAAAAGAGAGAACAAGCGCUGAUGGUGGACAGAAUCUAGAGAUCACUCGGUUGGGUCAAGCCACAUACAAAGGUUCUGUUGAUUUGGCAUAUUGUGACAUGCUCUAUGCAGACUUGAAGAAAGGGCUUGAGGGGCUAAUCCUUGAAAGCUACCUUCACUUACUCUACCUGACAACACCAUAUGAUAUGAUUCCGCAGUGUAGCCCAAAUUGGAUGAUCUAUUUUAAACAGUACAGUCAGCUGAGUCCAGUAGAACAGCAAGUAGCUCUCAUUGUUGGAGUGCCAGAGAGCUUUAUUACCAAAAAGGCUUCUGGACAAGCUGUCAAAAAGGAUGUAGACAUUGGCAUUGCCAGUAGACUGUACUUGUCACUGGCUCUUCAUGCUUUGUUAAAAGAGAACAGCAUAUGGGAUGUGGCAGAAAAAUUUAACAUAUCACGGGGAUCCAUUCAAACCCUCCUUAAUUCAGCUGCUUCAUUCUCCUCCUCAGUUCUGCAUUUCUGUGAGGAGCUGAAUGAAUUUUGGGUUUAUAAAGCUCUCUUGACAGAACUUACCAAAAGACUGACCUAUUGUGUUAAGGCAGAGCUUAUCCCUCUUAUGGAGGUAGCAGGAGUUCUAGAGGCUCGAGCAAAACAACUCUACAACUCGGGAUAUAAAACCUUAGCACACUUGGCUAAUGCAAAUCCAGAAGUGCUGGUAAAGACUAUUGAGCAUUUGUCCAGAAGUCACGCCAGACAAAUAGUUUCAUCUGCAAAGAUGCUCCUGACUGAAAAAGCUGAGGCUUUACAAGAAGAAGUGGAAGAGUUACUGAGAAUACCUACGGACAUUACUUGAGGCUUCAUAAUUACUUUUGCAUAUAAUCAAGAAUCAAAAGAUUGUUUUCUACUCUAAUUGUUUGUUGUUUUGAGUCUUGUGUACAUGUACCUUGUUUCAAUCAUAAUAAGAACUCCAAGAAAUUUCUCUCUACUUCCUGUUCUGUGCAUCAUGAAAUUGAGGCUUUUUGGCAAAGCUGAAAUUGAGAUGUUUUACCUUUCAAACACUCUAUAUUUAUCAUCAGUGGCAUCGUUAUGCAUUGUUGUUAUGCAUAACAGCUUAUCACAUUAUAAAAUGUUGUUUUUCAUUGUUAAAAACAUUCUUAUUUAAUUUGUGUAAACGUGCCUCUAAUAAGACCUUGUUGGGAAAUGGGGGGGUGGAAUUUAGGGGGGAUGCAGAGCAAAAAUCAAUUUCUUGGACUAUUCUGAAUAUAACAUACGAAACGUUUUGUAGACAUAAUUGACAUGGCUGCUCACCUGCACUGGGGAAUCUAUCAAAUAAACAUGCCUUUUUAAUAGCUGUCAAUGGCUGGGUUACGAACCUCCUUAAGAAAGAUAAUUUUUGGACUUCUCUAAUAAAAGUUACACUAACAAAAAUUGUACUCACUGUUACUAUUAAAUAAAAACGUAAAGUGUGUAUAUGUAUAUAAUAUAUGUAUGUGUAUAUAUAUGUAUAUAAUAUAUGUAUGUGUAUAUAUAUGUAUAUAUAUAUAAACUAUUUUUAAUAUUAUUAUACUAUAUUUUAUAUUGGUUUACAGUCCUGUACACAUAGUGAGAUUUCUUUUGAGUAAACAUGAAUAGAGGGGGCCACUUCUCUCUGUCCCAUGGUCUGUUUCUCUGUGUCUCACCAUAGCAGAUUGAGCAAGAGCUACAAUAGACAUCAAAAAAACUCACAGCGUGGUCUAUGCACUCUACUCCUUUUAAUGUAUACGUGUCUGUAGCGUAGUAGGAAAUGGAACUCUGCUGCAUAUACGACUGCCUUUCCACUGCUGCUGUGACUUGUUGGGGAACAAAUACUGACGUUUUUAAUGUUUUGAUGGAAUUGUUUUGUUGAGUAUUUUAAUUGUGUAUUGGCUUUAUAAUUCAUUUUAUGCUUCUAGAGCGCUUAGAAGGCAUGAUUGUAUGUAAGCAGUAUAUAAAUCAAUAAAUAACAACAAACCCUCACUAUCCACCUCUUGCAACCAGUUCCAUGAUGCAGACUGCUUUGGUCUCAGGGACUAGAGAGAAGGAAGGGUGGGCAGGAAAGCAAGCUGUGGCUUCGAGUGUUCCAUCCUCCCUUAGAAUGCAGGGAGGUACUGUUCCACCAGGUUCCUCUGGUGGUACUGUUGCUGAGUCCCUGAGGGAACUAGCUGGGGUGGGAUGUUUCCAACAGGAGGAGGAGGAGGCAGCAACAGUCGAGUAGCUGCGGCAUAUACUAACAUUCCAGUCACUGCUGCAAUCCCAUGUGCAUGUGAACCUCUUUUUUUUAAAGUAUGUUUGUCACAGCCCUACAAUUAGAUGUCUUGAGUUUGAAAUUUAUGAGCCGUAUCUAGGGAAGUAGGGAUUCUUUGUUGUUUUCUUGCCUGUUCUCUUGUCUUCAUUUCCUUUGCUACAAAGGAGUGAUAUAUAUAAUAUAUUUUAUAUAUAUAUAUAACUGGACCGAAGAAAAGCCUGCUGUACCAGGCCAAUGGUCCAUCUAGUCCAGCCUCAUGUUCUCACGGGGGCCAGCCAGAUACUUACAGGAAGCCUACAAGCAGGACUCCAGCGCAACAGCAGUCUUCCUUCCUGCAGUUUCCAGCAACUGAUAUUCAUAGGUACACUGCCUCCGACAGUGGAGGGAGAACACAACCAUUAGGAUUAGGACAACUGAUAGACAAAUUCAUACAGCGUAAAGCUAAUUCUUUUAAAGCCAUCCAAGUUUGUGGCCAUCAGUGCUUUUUGUGGGACCAAAUUCCAUAGUUUAACUACACUUUGUGAAGUUUUAUCAACUCCACUGGGUGUCCCCAAGUUCUAGUGUUAUAAGAGAGGGUCUUGUAGUAGGGAUGAGGCGUGAGCUUUGAUUAUUAUUUGCAUCAUUGUGCAAAUUUACACAAGAUAAGUUUCACAUGACUACUGUUUUGAUACUUUUGAAACUCACAACUACAAAAGGAUCUUGCUGUCUCAAGUAUAACUUGGUAUUAUGCAGUCAAAUUGUUUUCUCUUUAUGACUGAUACAAACGAGACAAGGCUGUCUGAGCACAAGGAGAAUGCUAGGCAUGAGGUUAUUUGACUUUUUGGGUCCAACACUGGGCAGUAGAAUAACAUUUUAAGAGUCUGCUGUGAGUUAUAAUAUCUUUAACCAUCUGGUAUAAAUGUAAUUCUUUAGCACACCCCCGUCCCCCCUCAUGUCGAUAUUUUACACUAAACAAAAAGGCAGAUUGAGGAAUUUAGGGGAUUUCUUUUCUCUGCACACACAAAAGAUCGCUUCAGUCCACGAUUUGAUGGUUGAUAUGUAAUUUUCUAUGAGGAUUUAGUAACCAAGAUGGACAGUUUUAGACCAUCUUUCAGGCUACAAUCCUUUACUUUGGAGUAAGUUAAUUUAAUUCAGUGUGACUUUAAUAAACAUGUAGAGGACUGCAUUGCCUAUAUCUUCAGAUAAGACAACACGUUUGUUAAAUACAUCUUUUUGUAAAGUUGAAUUUUAAAACAAAAUUACCCCCCUUUUUCCUUUAAUCAUAGAAAGUGUUGUAAUAGAGAUUUAAGUCAUCAUAUACAAAAUAAAGAA